Molecule: messenger RNA, 1678 nt
Organism: Cydia strobilella
Lineage: Eukaryota; Metazoa; Arthropoda; Insecta; Lepidoptera; Tortricidae
Exons: 2
Coding region: 76-1359 (427 amino acids)
Source: RefSeq, a predicted model, not a curated record
UGGAAUAUUGAUGUUAUAAAAGAUGGUCAGUUUGCAAAAGAUUUAAAAAGUACACUGCAAAAUUAUAAUUUUACAAUGCACAUAAGUUCCCCCACCAGGAUAAAUGCAUGCAUUGAUCAGAUAGCCAGUAACGUAGAUAAAGUUAAAGCAUAUACACAUCAGCUAUGCUUAUCUGAUCAUGACAUGGCUCAGACAAUUACUUUUAGUGUUAAACGAAAAAAUAAAUGUCUGACUUGGUUUGAUUACAAAAGAGAUUUUAAUAAAGGUAAUAUUGCCAAAUUCAUACAGUGUAUCUCAGCGCUAUCGUUCUCUGAGGUACUGUUCUCAAGCGAUCUUACGGAAGCAUUUACAUUGUUUUAUGAAUUAGUGUGCUUAUUUCAUGACCUAUGCUUCCCGGUCAUAAAGGUCAAGAUGAAUAAUCGAUAUAAGAAAUCAAAAUGGUUAACAAAAGGAAUACGUAAGUCCUGUUAUAUAAAGCGAAAAUUGUACUUAAGAUAUAAAUUACUAAAAACAAACAAAUCAUACAAUAGGACUCAAUUCAAAAAUUAUAACAAUGUACUAAAAAAAUGCAUUAUUAAAUCACAAAAAAUCAAUAACAUCAAUUAUAUAUCAAGCAAUAAAAAUAAAUGUAAGGCGACAUGGGACAUAAUAUCUGCUAAUUUAUCAAGUGCAAAUAGUUAUAACGAGAUUGAUUCUUUGAAUUUUAAUAAUGCGACAUUUAAUAACCCAAAAGAUAUUUGUAAUUUAAUGAAUGAUUAUUUUAUUAACAUCACCGUAUCGAAAUCUAAUGUAAAUAGCAAUAAUGUAAGGAAUGUAACAAAUACUAUUGAUAAUUAUUCUUCUUCAAUAUUCUUAAGACCUGUUGAUGCCAAAGAAGUUUUUAAAAUCAUAAUGUCACUUAAAAAUAGUAGGAGCUCUGGAUAUGAUGAUAUUACAACAUAUAUUCUUAAGUUGAUUGCCCCAUGGAUAUGUCAGCCUAUAGCUCAUAUUAUAAACCUUUCGUUUGAUCAAGCGGUUUUUCCCGAGCAGUUGAAGCUGUCCGUGGUGAAGCCCUUAUUUAAAAAAGGAGACCGUAAGGAUCCCAAUAACUAUAGGCCCAUAACAAUUGUUCCAGUUAUUUCCAAAAUAAUUGAGAAAGCAAUGUGUGAAAGGUUAACGGGAUUUUUAGAAAAAAACGGUCUAUUGCAGGCAGAACAAUAUGGCUUUAGAAGAGGACAUUCAACUGAAUUGGCUUGCUUUGAUUUAGUUAAAUAUGUAUCUGAAAGCCUGAACAGCAAAAUACCAAUAUUGUCAAUAUUUUUAGACUUAAGUAAGGCCUUGAAUGCUAUGGGAUUAGAGGAGUUGCACUUGAUUGGAUAAAAAGCUACUUGUCACAAAGAAAACAAUGUACUGAAGUAGUAAAAAUAGAAAAAGUAGGUAAGAGUUUUGUUAAAGCCAAAUAUCGUUCAGAUUUUCGUGAGGUACAACUAGGUGUUCCUCAAGGGAGCAACUUAGGUCCCCUAUUGUUUUUAGUAUACAUCAAUGAUCUACCACGGGCAAUCUCGCAUAAGUGUAUACUAUUUGCAGAUGACACAACUUUAUUAAUAAGGGGUGAGAAAGUUGAUACAUACGAGACUAUCGUAAAUAAUGCAUUGGUUGACAUUAACAAUUGGACAUGUAAAAAUAAUUUAAAUAUCAA